CAUGGCCCUGAGAGCAUGUGGCUUGAUCAUCUUCCGAAGAUGUCUCAUUCCCAAGAUGGACAACACUGCAAUUGAGUUUCUACUGCUGCAGGCAUCAGAUGGCAUUCAUCACUGGACUCCUCCCAAAGGCCAUGUGGAACCAGGAGAAAGUGACUUGGAAACAGCCCUUCGGGAGGCUCAGGAGGAAGCAGGCAUAGAAGCAGACCAGCUGACCAUCAUUGAGGGAUUCAGAAGGGAGCUCAAUUAUGUGGCCAGGGAGAAGCCUAAAACCGUCAUCUACUGGCUGGCGGAGGCAAAGGACUACGACGUGGAGGUCCGUCUCUCCCACGAGCACCAGGCCUAUCGCUGGCUGGGGCUGCAUGAGGCCUGCCAGUUGGCUCAGUUCAAGGAGAUGCAGGCGGUGCUCCAGGAAGGACACCAGUUUCUCUGCUCCACAGUGGUCUGAACUGACCAGAUCAGGGUCUUUUGCCUCCGUAGGAUCCUUGAGGGCUUCUGAGGUGAACUACCUUUGCUUCCAGGGAAGCCUGUGCUGGUCUUUGGCUCAUUAUAGCAGAUUGCAGACAGGCUGGUAAAAUCAGCUGAGGACCCUCAGAGAAGAGCAAGCAAAAAUCUCAGCUGGGUGGAAGGGAAGGGAAAGGAGUUUAAAAAAAAAAAAAAGGCCAAGCCCAGUGAGUGCAUCCUUAUACUUUAUGAAUAAACCUCAAGCAGCUUAUCUCUCCUUCUAA
This is a messenger RNA of Orcinus orca (killer whale), 725 nucleotides long. It is a transcript of the gene NUDT2, whose product is annotated as nudix hydrolase 2. The record is from RefSeq and is a predicted model, not a curated record. Lineage: Eukaryota; Metazoa; Chordata; Mammalia; Artiodactyla; Delphinidae. Gene Ontology annotation, molecular function: bis(5'-nucleosyl)-tetraphosphatase (asymmetrical) activity. Gene Ontology annotation, biological process: AMP biosynthetic process; ATP biosynthetic process. The transcript is spliced from 2 exons. The coding region runs from base 2 to 445 and encodes 147 amino acids.